Messenger RNA from Nanorana parkeri, 1070 nucleotides. It is a transcript of the gene DHRS9, whose product is annotated as dehydrogenase/reductase 9. Bases 48 to 1007 code for a protein of 319 amino acids. The transcript is spliced from 5 exons. NCBI's taxonomy places the organism in Eukaryota, Metazoa, Chordata, Amphibia, Anura, Dicroglossidae. The record is from RefSeq and is a predicted model, not a curated record.
UCUGCAAGAGAUCACAUCAUGAAGUGCUAAUCAAGAAAACAGUGACAAUGUUUGUAUACGUGCUAAUCUGUGCAGCUGUUCUCUAUAUCUGGUGGUGGAUAAGAGAUUGCUCAAAGAUUCCUACAAUUACAGACAAAUAUGUUCUAAUUACUGGAUGUGACUCCGGUUUUGGAAACUAUGCUGCACGUAUAUUUGAUAAACAAGGAUUCCGAGUUCUAGCAACCUGCCUGACGGAAAGUGGAGCUUGUGAUCUGAAGAAAGAGACAUCAGACCGACUUAAAACUGUAUUACUGGAUGUGACUGAUGCUGAAAAUGUACGGAGAACUGCAGAAUGGGUGAAGGAGGAAGUUGGGAAUCAAGGUCUUUGGGGUUUAGUAAACAAUGCUGGGAUUAUGGGUACUCUGGCUCCCAUGGACUGGCUCUCUCUUGAAGACGUUCGAGAACCCAUUGAAGUUAAUUUAAUUGGCUUAAUCCAUGUCACCUUGGCCAUGCUUCCCAUGGUUAAGAAAGCAAAGGGUCGGAUUGUGAACAUAUCCAGUGUUGGUGGAAGAGUGGCUGCUAGUGGUGGUGGAUACUUUUGCUCUAAAUAUGGGGUUGAAGGAUUUAAUGACAGUUUACGGCGAGACAUGAAGACGUUUGGAGUGAAAGUUUCCUGCAUUGAACCCGGUCUAUUUAAAACACCUUUGUCUGAUCCGAUCAAGGUUUUACAACAACGUACAGCUAUCUGGAAGAAACUCCCCGUCAGUAUUAAGGAAGAAUAUGGAGAAAACUAUUUACAACUAGAUGCUGCAAAGAAACAAAAACUAAACCAGAUCCGGACCGCUGACCUGUCCAUUGUUGUAUGGUGUAUGGAACAUGCUCUGACCAGCCAACAUCCCAGAACUCGUUACAGUGUUGGAACGGAUGCCAACUAUCUCUGGAUUCCAUUGUCUUAUAUGCCAACAUUUGUCCAGGACUUUGUCAUACUGAAAAACAAAGUAAAGAUCCCUACUACCGAUGCAAUGUAACAUUCUGUAACAUAAUAUAAAUGUUAAUGCCAAAAUGUAAAAAAAUUAUCUUUUUAAUUUAUU